Molecule: messenger RNA, 1665 nt
Organism: Kazachstania africana CBS 2517
Lineage: Eukaryota; Fungi; Ascomycota; Saccharomycetes; Saccharomycetales; Saccharomycetaceae
Gene: GAS1
Product: 1,3-beta-glucanosyltransferase GAS1
Exons: 1
Coding region: 1-1665 (554 amino acids)
Biological process (GO): fungal-type cell wall (1->3)-beta-D-glucan biosynthetic process
Cellular component (GO): cytoplasm; fungal-type cell wall
Molecular function (GO): 1,3-beta-glucanosyltransferase activity
Source: RefSeq, a predicted model, not a curated record
AUGUUACUCAAAACUCUAAGUUUGCUAACUUCUGGUCUUGUUUUAGCCAACCAAGUGAUUGCUGACGACCUUCCAGCCAUUGAAAUCAGUGGUAACAAAUUCUUCUACUCUAAUAACGGUUCACAAUUUUAUAUCAGAGGUGUUGCUUACCAAGCUGAUACAGCCAAUAGUACGUCCGGUAGUACUAUCAACGAUCCAUUAGCUGAUUAUGAUACUUGUUCUAGAGAUAUUCCAUACUUACAACAAUUAGACACUAAUGUUAUUCGUGUGUACGCAGUUAAUACUUCUUUAGACCAUAGCGAAUGUAUGCAAGCUUUGAAUGAUGCCGGUAUCUACGUUAUUGCCGAUUUAUCUGAGCCAGCAAACUCUAUUAACAGGGCCAGUCCAUCUUGGACCGUUGACAUGUUCGACCGUUACAAGGAAGUUGUUGACAUGUUCUCGAACUACACAAACGUCUUAGGUUUCUUCGCUGGUAAUGAGGUCACCAACAAUUACACGAAUUCUGAUGCUUCUGCUUUCGUCAAGGCUGCCGUUAGAGAUACUAAACAGUACAUCAGCGAUCAAGGUUACAGAUCUAUUCCUGUUGGCUACUCUUCUAACGAUGACGCUGACACCAGAGUCUUCAUCGCCGAUUACUUCGCUUGCGGUGAUGACGAUGUCAAGGCUGAUUUCUACGGUAUUAACAUGUACGAAUGGUGUGGUAGUUCCACUUUCAAGACUUCUGGUUACUCUGACAGAACUCAAGAGUUUAAAAACUUAAGUAUUCCACUUUUCUUUUCCGAAUAUGGUUGUAACGAAGUCACACCAAGACAAUUCACUGAAGUUCAAGCUCUUUAUGGUAGUGACAUGACCGACGUCUGGUCCGGUGGUAUCGUUUAUAUGUACUUCGAAGAAACAAACAACUACGGUUUAGUCAGUAUCGAUGAUGGCGACGUUAAAACGUUAAGUGAUUUCAACAAUUAUUCUAAAAAAAUUCACAGUAUCUCUCCAACUUCUACUAACUCUGCCUCUUACACUCCAUCUUCAACUUCCUUAAGCUGCCCAACUGAAUAUAAAUACUGGAAAGCCUCUACCGACUUACCACCAACUCCAGAUAACAAUUUGUGUUCAUGUAUGAACGCUGCUAGCUCCUGUGUUGUUGCUGAUAGUGUUGAUUCUGAUAACUACGCCGAUCUGUUCGAUUACGUUUGUGGUGUCAUCUCUUGUGACGGAAUUUCUGUCAAUGGUACCAGUGGUGAAUAUGGUGCUUACUCCUUUUGUUCUUCCAAAGAACAAUUAAACUUCGUCUUAAACUUAUACUACGAAUCAGAAGGUGGUUCUUCCUCCGCUUGUGACUUCAGUGGUUCUGCUACUCUUCAAUCCGCUACCACUCAAGCCGGUUGCUCCUCUGCUUUGAAGGAAAUUGGUAGUAUUGGUACCAACUCAGCAACCGAUUCAGCUACUUUCGUUUCUGGCGGCUCUGCUGCUAAGACUAGUUCUGCUAGCUCAUCUGAAGCAAGCAGCAAAAGCAGUGGUUCUUCUUCUUCUUCUUCUUCUUCUGCAUCUGCUACUAGCACCAAGUCGAGUUCUGCUCAGGCAAACUUCAGAGUUAACCUAGCUCAAGUUAUUUUAUCAUGUGUGGUUAGUGUUUCCGUUGCAGCUGGUGUUUCUUUCGCUUUAAUCUGA